Molecule: messenger RNA, 1493 nt
Organism: Oncorhynchus tshawytscha (Chinook salmon)
Lineage: Eukaryota; Metazoa; Chordata; Actinopteri; Salmoniformes; Salmonidae
Product: src kinase-associated phosphoprotein 1
Exons: 13
Coding region: 209-1312 (367 amino acids)
Cellular component (GO): plasma membrane; cytoplasm
Molecular function (GO): protein binding
Source: RefSeq, a predicted model, not a curated record
GAAAUAGUUUUUGUCACAAAGUGUACAGGUGUUGCAUGAGUGUAUUAGUAUAGUGUGUGAGUAUCCACAUGCUUUCAUUUCAAGCAGGGAACUGUUACAAUAUGACAGGAGUCCGGUCUACACAGAUUCCAUAACUUUUCAAAAAGUAUAGUUUUGAUUGACUUUAUCAACAUUUGUCUGUAAAUUCCUCUGGCACUUUGAUGGAAGGAUGGGGACAGUCUCUGAAGAAGUUAGGAGGCUUUUGAAUGACUGUGAGCUGUUUGUAUCAGAUAUCCUACAGGAUGAGAACCUCAGUAAACAUGCCAGGGAAACACGGGACGUCUUGCUUAAUAACUUCAGGGUGAUCUACUCCAGAAAUCCUCAGGCGUUUCCCUUCAGAUCUGAGUCCAGACAGGAGGACAGUUCAGAUGACAACCAGAGCUCCAGUCUGGGCCGCUCGGCCCCCUCAGAAGACCUGUCAGUGGCCUCUGACUACCAGGACGAGGGCUCUCCCGACUACUUUGAGGAGAUCCAAAUGGUGGCAGCCCAGGAUCUCAGCAACAUCUUGAAACAAGGCUACCUGGAGAAGAAACGACAAGAUCACAGCUUCUUCAGCUUAGAAUGGCAAAAGCGAUGGUGUGUCCUCAAAAACACAAUAUUCUACUACUUUGGGAGUGACAAAGACAAGCAGCAGAAGGGCGCCUUCUAUAUCAAGGGUUACAGUGCAGAGAUGGUGGCCAACCUACGUAAAGACUCCAAGAAAAAUGCCUGCUUUGAGCUGAGUGCCCCUGGCCGACAGUCCUUCCAGUUCACUGCUAGCAGUGUGCGAGAAGCCAUGGAAUGGGUGGACCAGAUCAACUUUGUCCUGAAAGAUUUGAGUUCCAGCUUUAUCCCCUUUGAGGAUGAGACCUAUGAUGACAUUGAGGGGGUGACGGGGGUGGCCAGCCGUCCCCCUUGGCCCGCCCCCUUCCCGGUCCUGCCCCAGCAGGUCAAAGCCUCUCUCAGUAGCCAGGAGGAAGAGAAGCCCAGCCAGUGGGAGGAACAGGAAAAGGAUGAUAUCUACGAGGUGCUCCCAGAGGAUGACAUUCCAGGAUCCAUUGAGGAGAUCAGUGAGAAGAGCACGAAACCAGUGUGGUCCAUAGACUAUGCCAAUUACUACCAGGGCUUGUGGGACUGUGAGGCAGACGAGCCUGACGAGCUGGCCUUCCAAAGAGGUGACCUCAUCUACAUUGUCAGUAAGGAGUAUAACAUCAAUGGCUGGUGGGUCGGAGAGCUAAACGGAACCAUCGGUAUUGUCCCUAAAGACUUCCUCCAUCCUGCCUACAUCCUCUGAGCUCCCAAGAGUUGAGUGAUGUGACUGACUACAUUCUCAAUCCCCAACACCGAACACUUCGAGAUUGAUGACAGAUUGACCUUUAUUAUUUCGUAAUAUAGCGUUAUGCUGUUAGUGUCAUUGUUGUUGUAUGUUUUUGUAAAGAUAUGCUUCAUUUCCAUGCAUAAAUUACAUUACCAUG